This is a messenger RNA of Penicillium subrubescens, 783 nucleotides long. Its product is annotated as putative FHA domain protein SNIP1. Gene Ontology annotation, cellular component: nucleus. The coding region runs from base 1 to 783 and encodes 260 amino acids. The transcript has 2 exons. Gene Ontology annotation, molecular function: mRNA binding; protein binding. The record is from RefSeq and is a predicted model, not a curated record. Gene Ontology annotation, biological process: mRNA splicing, via spliceosome; maintenance of RNA location. Lineage: Eukaryota; Fungi; Ascomycota; Eurotiomycetes; Eurotiales; Aspergillaceae.
AUGACCGUCGAAGCUCUCGUCGAGACAGUUCCCGGCGCAGAUCUUCGCGCAGUCCAUCUGCGAGAGAAUCUACUCGAAGGGACCAAGACCGAAUCCGCCGGGAACGCAGAGAACGCUCUACAGACCGUGCAGACGAGGAUCGCCGAAGAGACAGACACCGCAGCCACCGACAUCGCGACGAUCGUGACCGUGACCGUGAUCGCGAACGAUCAUCGAGAAGACACCGCAGCCCACGACCUCGGUCUCGCUCCCCACGCCGAUCACAAACUCCUCCGCGAGCUAUACAACGGCGCGGCCCUCUGCCAUCACAAUCCGACGCCUUUACGGGCGAAUUGGUGCACUGAAAGUAAUACAAUUCAGGUCCAAGGGGGUGAAGGGAUUGUCUUGAAAUACCACGAACCUCCCGAGGCCCGCAAACCACCCGCCAAAGAGGCCUGGCGAUUCUAUGUUUUCAAGGGAGAGGACUUGCUCGAAGUGGUCGAGCUUGGUGAACGCAGCUGCUGGUUGAUCGGUCGUGAGAAUCGCGUCGUGGACUUCCCCCUCGAACACCCAAGCUGUUCAAAGCAACAUGCUGCACUUCAGUUUCGCUACGUCGAAAAGCGGAACGAAUUUGGGGAUCGGAUUGGCAAGGUCAAGCCUUAUCUCAUUGACCUAGAGAGUGCGAAUGGCUCCCAUGUCAAUGGUGAGGCUAUUCCUGCAGGUCGUUACGUGGAGGUCAUGGACAAGGAUGUCAUCAAAUUCGGGUUGAGUACCCGUGAAUACGUCCUGAUGCUGCCGAGCUGA